Molecule: messenger RNA, 485 nt
Organism: Protobothrops mucrosquamatus (brown spotted pit viper)
Lineage: Eukaryota; Metazoa; Chordata; Lepidosauria; Squamata; Viperidae
Product: BRISC and BRCA1-A complex member 2
Exons: 4
Biological process (GO): double-strand break repair
Cellular component (GO): BRCA1-A complex; BRISC complex
Source: RefSeq, a predicted model, not a curated record
UGCUCUUGGUGGAUCUUCUGCUCUUCACAUUCCUGCUUUUCCAGGUGGAGGCUGCCUCAUUGAUUAUGUUCCCCAAGUAUGCCAACUGUUAACCAACAAGGUUCAAUAUGUUAUCCAGGGUUACCAUAAGAGAAGGGAAUAUAUUGCAGCAUUUCUUAGUCAUUUUGGAACUGGAGUGGUAGAAUAUGAUGCUGAGGGUUUCACAAAACUCACUUUGUUGCUGAUGUGGAAGGAUUUUUGCUUUCUUGUUCACAUUGACUUGCCACUGUACUUUCCUCGGGAUCAGCCAACUUUGACAUUUCAGUCUGUCUAUCAUUUUACAAAUAGUGGAGAACUAUAUUCUCAAGCCCAGAAAAACUAUCCCUAUAGUCCACGAUGGGAUGGCAAUGAAAUGGCCAAAAGAGCAAAGUAAGUUAUAUUUGGGUGAAAUAGUUAUGAUAUAUGCAUUUUUGAACAAGCUUAGUGAUUGUCAGAUUUGUUUACUU